UUAAUUAUAUCACACUGCUAUGAUAAUGACAACACUGAUGUCCUGGCAACAGGAUGCGAAUGCAACAUGGAGGCAGCUACCACAACGAGAACGGCAUAAACAACGACACCAAAGUGACAGGGUAAACAUAUCAGCGGCUUAUGAAGAUGGCGACGAUAAUAAAGACGGCAGCAUGGAGGCGUUGCAUAAUCAAACCAACACUAUCAAUGGCAUCUCAACAAAUUUUAGCUCUUCCGCUCCACAACAGCGCAAACCGCAACGUUCCCGCCCCUUGGCUGGGCAGAAACCGCGAAUGUCCUCCGCUGGGUUCCACUCAUUUCCGGGCCUGGUCCUGGGCUUCCUCUUCAUUGCCGCUCUGGCAGUGUCUGCCGAUGAAUCUACUACUACAUCCACGGCAUCCAGCGUCUACACAAACGACACCGAUUAUUCAAUACUCUUCGGUGAGAGCACUACAGACCUUGUGUCCUCCCAGACCACAGGACUCCCUGGAGUCGGCAUGGAGCACUUCGAGGAUGAGGAGGAAGAGGAGGCCAGCGAAUACAUAUUCGACCGCACCGAUGUGCGCAUCAUAUUCAUAACUCUCUACUCGAUUGUCUUUUGCUGUUGUUUCUUCGGAAACCUGCUUGUCAUUUUGGUGGUCACUUUAUCGCGGCGACUGCGCUCCAUCACGAAUUUCUUUUUGGCCAACUUGGCGUUUGCGGACUUCUGUGUCGGCCUCUUUUGUGUGAUGCAGAACCUGUCCAUCUAUCUCAUAGACAGCUGGGUCUUUGGGGAAUUUCUUUGUCGGAUGUACCAGUUUGUCCACUCUUUGAGCUACACAGCCUCGAUAUUCAUCUUGGUGGUUAUCUGCAUGGAGAGAUACUUUGCCAUCGUACAUCCAAUAACUUGCAAGCAGAUUUUGACUGCGGCACGUCUAAGGAUGGUCAUUGUUACUGUUUGGAUAACGUCGGCGGUGUAUUCGACCCCGAAGUUCGUAUUCAGCAAAACCAUCAAGAAUAUCCACACCCAGGACGGCCAGGAGGAGGAGAUCUGUGUUCUCGACCGGGAGAUGUUCAACUCCAAGCUGCUGGACAUGAUCAACUUUGUGUUGCUCUACGUGAUGCCUCUACUGGUGAUGACAGUACUGUACAGCAAAAUCGCCAUUGCUUUGUGGCGCAGUUCCCGCGGUCUUACGCCCCAUGUGGCACAGCAUCCGCAGCAGCAGCAGCAAUCUGGACAGGACAAUGGCAUGGGCAUGCACAAUAGCAUGUACCAUCAUCACCACCACCAUCAUCACCACCACCAUCAUCAGCACCAGCACCACCAUGUCCACGCACACCAGCACCAUCAGCUGCCAUCGACGGCCCCAGUGGCGACCUCAGCGGCACCUGUCGGGGGCGGUGGCAGCUUGGCGGGGGGGACGGGCGGCCCUGGUGGGAGUGUGGUUGUGGGUAUGGGAGGCGGUGGUUCGUCACUCGCUUCCGCCGGCAGCAGCACCACGUCCUUGUCACGUAAACAGAGCAGUAAAUAUGAGAAGCGCGGCGUCAGCAUCACAGAGAGUCAGCUUGAUAAUUGCAAGGUUUCCCUGGAGGCCGAUCGUCCCAUUGUGAGCGCUUGCCGCAAGACCAGCUUCUAUCACCACGCCCACCAUCAGCGGCUGGGCCAUUCCGGGGGCGGCGGUGGCGGUGGCGGAGGCGUGGGCUCCGCCGGAGCCACCCACAUGUCCCACUCCUCCAGCAACGUGCUGCGUGCCCGCCGCGGCGUCGUCCGUAUGCUGAUAAUAUUCGUGCUGACGUUCGCUCUCUGCAAUUUGCCGUAUCAUGCACGCAAAAUGUGGCAGUACUGGUCACGUUCAUAUCGCGGUGAUUCCAAUUUUAAUGCGCUGCUAACGCCGCUCACCUUUCUGGUCACGUACUUCAAUUCGGGCGUAAAUCCCCUUCUCUACGCCUUCCUGAGUCGCAAUUUUCGCAAGGGCAUGAAGGAGCUCCUCCUCUGCUCCUGGAAGAAGGGCAAGGGCAAGUCCUCAUCGAACUCCUCGAUGCAUCACAAGCGCAAGGCGUUGCAGACUCACUCCCUGCCCACGGACACCACCCACAUUGGGAACGAGCAGCUUUGAUGGCCAAGCUGUUGCAGGAAGCCCCUCAAGCUCUUCGGACGACGGCCAUAGACGCGACGCGGUCCAUCCAAUAAAUGGCAUCUACUUCUGGUCCGUUUAGUCGAUAGGUAGCCCUUAAUUGUGAUUUUCUGAGAAGCCUGCUGCAUGGAUUGGAUUUGCCAGUGAAUCGAAGAUAUCCCGCUUAGAACCCAGUCAGAUGAUAUAAAAAAAACCACACACACGAAGGAGCCAAAAAAAGCCGACCUAGUAUUGAUUAUCGCUUGAAUGUUUGCAUGCAUCUCCGGGAGCAUGGCUCUGCAAACUCGUCAAGUUUUUAGUUUAAGAUUUUAAUGUAAGCAUGA
Molecule: messenger RNA, 2436 nt
Organism: Drosophila bipectinata
Lineage: Eukaryota; Metazoa; Arthropoda; Insecta; Diptera; Drosophilidae
Gene: TrissinR
Product: Trissin receptor
Biological process (GO): cellular response to hormone stimulus; G protein-coupled receptor signaling pathway
Cellular component (GO): plasma membrane
Molecular function (GO): peptide binding; G protein-coupled receptor activity
Source: RefSeq, a predicted model, not a curated record